Messenger RNA from Leptopilina boulardi, 639 nucleotides. RefSeq lists its product as uncharacterized. NCBI's taxonomy places the organism in Eukaryota, Metazoa, Arthropoda, Insecta, Hymenoptera, Figitidae. The transcript is spliced from 4 exons. The record is from RefSeq and is a predicted model, not a curated record. Bases 37 to 627 code for a protein of 196 amino acids.
GUCAGUUACAAUCGGACGACGUCAAAAAAGAAAAAAAUGUCAAACAGUGACAAUUUUUUACAAAUUUUUAUUUUCUCCUCUUUCUUUAAAUUAAUGCUCGCCUCAGAAUUAGAGGAUUUUACUCUUUCUAAUUUAACAGUUCACAAAGUUCGAAGAGAAGUUCCCGAAUAUAAAAAGUACCUUCUCUUUCCACAAGGUAGUAAUGUUCAGCUGGUUUAUUGUAUGACAAUUGGAACGUACGCAAGGCCAGGAGGAUUUUUUACAAUGGGUGUAACAGCAGGAUUAGCUUAUGAAUUGCCACACAAACGUACAGUACCAUUUAGAAAGCCAGCGGAAGUUUAUCAUCGUAGAAGCAGAAGAGAAUUAUAUCAAAAACUUGAAUUAAUGUUAAAAACACAAGGCAAAGAUGGCAAAGCAUGUGUAUUGAAAGCUCUCUGUAACGCUGGAAAACGAAAUAGCACAAAAGUGGGAAAAGGAUCCUUUAUGGAAGAGAUUCUACACUCCAUAUUCACACUACCAACUGGAUCUUAUCAUUUAGAUCCAAAGACCCAAUACGAGGAAGCUUACGAAAAAAAUGUUGACUGCGACAAAGCCUUUCCUUCCUGUGGAAAAUCAAUUUUCACCUGAGAAUAAUAUUUU